AUGGCACGCAUCAACCUCAACUCCCCAGAUUCCAAGUUGCGUCGAGCAUGGGCGCAACGCACGACGCCGCGGCUUGCGUUAGCUUUCAUCGUCGCCGUGAUCAUCAUUCUCGUCUUCGGCACACAUGUCGACAAGCUCCAUCGCCCUUCCGCCGAGCAGCUGGACUCAUCCAACGCCCGCCGCUUUGCACCAAGGUCAUCUAGCCGCGAGGUCUUGGUAGAGCCACGCCAUGAUAAGGACGAAAAGGCCAAGGUCGAAACUCUUCGCUUGUCGCUAGAGAACAGAGACGUAGACAGAUUGAUCAUUAUAGGCGACGUGCACGGGAUGUUCACCGCGUUAAAAGAGCUCCUAGAGAAAGUAGGCUACGACAAGGACAACAAAAACAACAAAAACCAUGUCAUCCUCGCCGGUGACAUGAUCACAGCGGGUCCUGAAAACCGGCAGGUCCUCGACCUCGCCAGAGAGAACGACUUCUCGGCCAUCAUGGGAAACCACGAGUACCAGCUGCUGGUCGCAUUUGAUAAUUACAAGGGAGACUCGGACUCGGCAGGGGAAUCCGACCUGAAGUCAUACACCACGGCAUACAGUGAAGCAUUUCUCGACAAUCCGGACCCGAGUAAGCUGAAGAAAGGGAUCAAAUCGGACUUGAAGGUGGCCGAGACGCUCGGCGACAUCAACCUGAAAUGGAUAAGGGGGCUGCCACACAUCCUGCGGCUGCCGCAGAGCAAUUUUGUGGUCGCGCACGCGGGCCUCAUGCCCGGAGUGGAGCUCGAAGACCAGUUGAUGCUCACCGUUCUCAACGUAGAGAAGCUGGUUAAAGAGGGCAAGACCUUCACGCCCUCGACCACAGGCGAGGGCGAAAACUGGUUCAAGGUCUGGAACAAAGAGGAGGGGGGCAAGGAUCCGAAGGACCGGACAACCGUGAUAUAUGGCCACGACCAGUCGGAGGGACUCCAGUGGCAUCCGGAACAGAACUCGCUGGGAAUAGACACUGGAUGUAAGAAGGGCAAGGAGCUUACGGCGGUCAUACUCGAGCGCAAUGAGAAGCCACGGUAUGAGAGUGUGGGAUGUGAGAAGAUUGAGAAGUCAAAAGGUCGCCGUGCGCACCUACCUCGUCGGAGUACAUUCUAG
This is a messenger RNA of Anthostomella pinea, 1131 nucleotides long. The record is from the annotation of a GenBank genome assembly. NCBI's taxonomy places the organism in Eukaryota, Fungi, Ascomycota, Sordariomycetes, Xylariales, Xylariaceae.